AUGGCUUCUCCGAAUAGUGCUCCUCAGUCUGCUGUAACUGCAACAGUAUUGCCAUCGCAACUACCAACCACUGUUUCAACUUUAUCAGCACCGAUUGCCAAAUCCACACCACUCUACAAGCGUUUUCUUCCGUCUGAUCGAACAAUUAAAGGUGUUUUCAUUGGUGGUUUAACGGGCGGUAUCGAAAUAUGCAUCACAUUCCCAACCGAAUACGUUAAAACACAGUUGCAACUUGAUGAGCGAUCUGCACAUCCACAAUUCAAGGGUCCGAUAGAUUGCGUGAAGAAAACCGUCCGAACAAAGGGAUUCUUUGGUCUUUAUAGAGGUCUAUCUGUUUUAAUCUAUGGCUCAAUACCAAAAUCUGGAUUCAGGUUCGGAACAUUUGAGUUCCUUAAAGGACACGCUGUAGAUGAACAAGGCAAUUUACCACCUAUAAUGCGUAUGCUGUGUGGUUUAGGAGCAGGUCUAUCUGAGGCUGUCUUCGCGGUCACUCCAAUGGAGACGGUCAAAGUGAAAUUCGUUCAUGAUCAGAUGUUACCGAAGCCAAGAUAUAAAGGGUUUCUGAAGGGUGUCACUAUGAUUGUUAAAGAAGAAGGAUUCAGGGGUCUUUAUCAAGGUGUCACGGCCACAAUGGCUAAACAAGGUACAAAUCAGGCGAUUCGAUUCUUCGUUAUGGAAACGCUUAAGGAUUGGUAUCGUGGAGGUGACAGUUCGAAGACCGUGAAUAAGCCUGUAACAGCGGUAUUUGGUGCGAUCGCGGGUGCGUGCUCCGUAUAUGGCAACACACCGAUUGAUGUGGUUAAAACCCGUAUGCAGGGUCUUGAGGCGAAAAAAUACAAGAAUACGAUCGAUUGUGCGGUCAAAAUUUGGAAAAAUGAAGGAUUCUUCGCAUUCUACAAAGGUACAGUUCCGAGAUUGAGUCGGGUGUGUUUGGAUGUAGCAAUAACAUUCACUAUAUACGAUUCCAUAAUGGAAUUCGUUAACAAAUAUUGGAAAGUUGGCAGUUAA
This is a messenger RNA of Anisakis simplex (herring worm), 1008 nucleotides long. The record is from the annotation of a GenBank genome assembly. Lineage: Eukaryota; Metazoa; Nematoda; Chromadorea; Rhabditida; Anisakidae.